Cucurbita maxima (winter squash) is the source of this 1501-nucleotide messenger RNA. Its product is annotated as heavy metal-associated isoprenylated plant protein 35-like. The transcript has 3 exons. Gene Ontology annotation, molecular function: metal ion binding. Bases 314 to 1207 code for a protein of 297 amino acids. Lineage: Eukaryota; Viridiplantae; Streptophyta; Magnoliopsida; Cucurbitales; Cucurbitaceae. The record is from RefSeq and is a predicted model, not a curated record.
UGAAGAUUUUAAAUUGUUUGAGAGGUUUAGAGUUUCCAGGACAUUUGUUGGGAGAGAGUGAAACCUGGCAGCCUGCUUUUAAAUUCCACUAUAAUUACGGGGAGAAAGCUAGGAAAGCUGCUACUCUUUUGUCAUUUUCUUGAUAGACCAGUGCUCUUUUGAACUCCCUUCUUCAAUACUAUGUAUAUAACAAUGCCAUGGAAAGCUGUCUCCUCGACUCCAUAGCUUCACUUCGCUUCAAUCUCUCCUCUCUCUCUCAGAACCAGAAGAUUUUUAGUCACUCGUCUCUUUCUGAACUGGGACUUUCCCUCCAAUGGCUGUGGUAUGUGCUGAAGCAGCACCACAACCACUUAGAGCACAGGUUUGGAUCUUGAAAGUUUCUAUUCACUGUGAAGGAUGCAAGAGGAAGGUUAAGAAAGUUCUACAGAGCAUUGAUGGUGUUUAUACGACCAUCAUUGAUUCAGAACAGCAGAAAGUUACGGUCACCGGAAAUGUUAGCCGUGAGACUCUGACCAAGAGGCUCGCAAGAGCAGGUAAACAAGCGGAAAUUUGGCCAGAAAAGCCAGCAGAAAAAGAGAAACAGUUCAUCAAGAUGUUGGCGACUGACAAAGGGAAUGGCCAAGAAAAUGGAAUAAGUCCGAGUACAAACAAAGCUUCAGCAAAGAAGGUUGAGUUUAGAGUCAGCCCUGACAAGAAUAACCGUGUAGAACAGAUUGAAAAGUCAAAGAAUAUUGGAAGCUCUAUCAAAAAGCUUCCGGCCGGGGAGUCGCCGCCGGUGGCCAACUACAAGGGCAAUGCUACUGGACAUGAGGGUUAUUCUCCAGACAAAAGUGGGGUAGGGCAGAGUGGUGAAAAGAAGAAAAAGAAGGGGCAUUCAGGUAUUAUCAACGGUGAUAAAUCAGGUUCGAACCCCCAGAAUGGACAUGGAACACUCAAUGUGGAUCCAGAUGUGGACCUAAAAAAUGGUAGCCCACUGGCCCAACAAAUAUACAUGGGCCCUAAGGGUUAUUACUUUCCUCCACCUACUUCGGGGUUAAACUACUAUGCGCCGCAUUUAGUUAAAGGUCCUGAAUUGCUUUACCAUGUCCCACCGAUUCCAUUUUCACAUUCGAAUGACCAGACUGGAAACUAUGAGGAUCAAGCAAAGCCACAGACCUACCUGGAUUAUUUCAGUGAAGAAAAUGCCCAUGGGUGCAUCAUUAUGUGAUCUACAACCCAGCCAAUCUCAAAUCAAAGGCAAGAGAUGAUGAUUUGAAGUGCUAAUUUUUAGUAAAACAGCGGAGCAUGAAUAUAGAUAGAUGUACAUUGUACAUGAGUGAGGUCCAAAAUGGCAGGAAGGUUAGCAAGUAGCAAAGUUUUGAAGGGUUGGGUGCUUCUAAUUUUUUGGGUGAAAAGUACUUUAGGGUUAUUGUGUUCUCUGUCAAAUGAAAACUUUUUGCAGAAGCUUUCUAAUGACUCUGACUAGGAGUAAUCUAUAAAACUAUUCAAUUUCAAGUUCAUC